AUGGGAUCAACGUUGUCAGGCCUGAACCUUGAUAAAACAAACCUAACUUUACAACACAUUUUGGACGCUAUCCAACUCUUUAAAACCGUGCAGGAGUUUUCGUUACAGGAAAUAAGACAGGUACCAGGUGCCAGGUUUUAUUUAGGAAAAGUUUUGGAAUUAUUUGUAGAAACUGAAAUAAAAUCUUUGACUCUUUCUGGAAACAAUAUUAUAUUGGACCUAACAUUUGAUUUUAAAAAGUUUCCUCCAAAGUUAGAGACGCUGGUCACAGAAGGUGAUGAUUUAAUAAUAAGUUUUAUUGAUGCCCUGAGAAUUUCACCAGAAAACUCGCUCAAAAAAUUAGAUUUUAAAAGAGCACCCAAUAAACAGAAAGUUUUUAUAUCACAUCAGAACAAGACACACAGUAACAUAAAAAGAGUAAAUUCCGAGAGCAAUGGAUUAUCUAAUUUGGAAGUUUUAGAUAUUUCUUACUCUUUUUCGAAAUAUGGUUCUGAAGACCUGUUAGAGGGCAUGACAAAUCUCCGUGUACUAGGACUCUCGGGUACUGAGGGUAGAAAUAGUUUGACAUAUUUCGAGGCAUCCCUGCUGAGACAUUUGAACCUGAUGUAUUUAGAUUUGGCGUUCAACCGUUUACCUGGCCUCUCGGUUGAAAUGUGGAAGGAGCUGAAGAGAUUUAGAUUUAAUAAUCCAAAGUUUAGGGUACAAUUAUCUUACAACGACUUUCAAUUUAUCUGCACAUAUGUUCAAAGUCUACAUUUUAUGGUUACCAACACACAACUGUAUACCUACGCAUACGAUAUGAUGUUCAGAAAGGAAGACAAUAAAUAUUUAAACUACACGGAGAUGGUCGCACAACUUCCAAUACUAACAAAAAACUGUCUGAUCAAAGAAAACUUUGGUUACGUGCUGACAUUGUUUUUCACCCAUCUCCUUUGUUUGCUUGUUCUGGCCGUGUUUUUUCAUUACCGCUGGAAGCUGAGGUACCUCUACUUUAUUGGUCAACGGCGGCUGCACAUUGGUGGACGUUUGGUCAACUACAACCCACAAGUUGAUGUCUUCAUCACAUAUGACGAGGGAGAACCAAGAAUCCGUCAGAUUGUAAGAAAUGUUAUCCUCCCAUUCUUGAGAGAAAAGAACAUCUCUUACAUUUUAGGAGAAGUGGACUUUCCAGGUGGGGACAUGGUGUCACACAUCAGUGGAGCUAUAACUGGCACAAGAAAAACGCUGGUCUUGUUGUCUGAAGAUCUUUUCUUGGAUCACUACCGAGAGUAUGAGAUGAACCUGGCCAUCAUGCGAGAGUUCAAUGUACGAGGUCAGGUUAUCGUUCCUGUCUUUGUUGAGAGGGUCGACUUGAAUACAUACCCACCUGAAGUAGAAACUUAUUUAAGGAAUCAGCUGUACAGGUGUCUGGUCUACAGAAAUAACCAAACUUUCUGGACACUUCUGCUACAUGCUAUUGGAAACGAUACGUAG
Molecule: messenger RNA, 1473 nt
Organism: Physella acuta
Lineage: Eukaryota; Metazoa; Mollusca; Gastropoda; Physidae
Product: toll-like receptor 4
Biological process (GO): signal transduction
Cellular component (GO): plasma membrane
Molecular function (GO): signaling receptor activity
Source: RefSeq, a predicted model, not a curated record